AUGGUCACAGCGCAGAGUUCAUUAUCACCACCCCUGGAUACUCUCCCGGGAUGCGCACAAUCAUGUUACCACGAUGCACUUGGCGGAUAUUUGUGCAGUUCACUCGAUCCUGUAUGCAUGUGUGGCAGUCAAGCCUUCCUCAGCAAUGUCACGACAUGCGUUGAGGCCUCCUGCAGUGCCUUUGAAUCGCUCACUACGCAGAAUGUCACCCUUGCCUCCUGCGGUGUUCCCUUGCGAGACCGAUCCAAGAACCUCACUAGCCAGUCCGCCGCCAUAUUCGCCUUGACUGUCGUUUUCGUCCUCGUCCGCUUUGCCUACAAGGUCUGCGUGAAGCUCAGCUUCGGUAUGGACGACUGGUUACUCCUUGUGACCUUCAUCAUCACGAUCCCCUCGAGCGUCUUGUUUGUCGUUGGCACCCGACCCAACGGCCUAGGCAAGGACAUCUGGACCCUGACCGCCACACAGAUCACGGGUUUUCUCAAGUACUGGUAUAUCUCCGCUAUACUCUAUUUCCUGCAGACGACGUUGGUCAAACUCACCUUUGUCACCUUUUACAUGCGCAUAUUUACCACACGCAACACUAGACGCAUACUCUGGGGCACUAUUGCUAUUGUGUCGCUGUGGGGAAUAGCCUUUGUCAUUCUGGCCACGCAGGUCUGCACUCCUAUUUCAUACAUGUGGACGCAGUGGGAUGGCGAACACAAAGGCAAAUGCGUGAACGAUGCCGCAUACGUUUGGACCAAUGCGGCCACCAACAUUGCCCUGGAUGUUUGGAUCCUGGCUGUGCCACUCUGGGAGCUACGCCGCCUGCAGCUACACUGGAAGAAGAAGAUUGGAGUGGCUCUCAUGUUUUCCCUCGGCGCCUUUGUGACUGUGAUGAGUAUACUCCGUCUUAAGUCACUUGCACUGUAUCAGCACAGAUCAAACGUUACCUGGGAAUUCUCUGAAGUAUUCCUAUGGUCCACCAUCGAGAUUAACGUCGGCAUCAUUUGCGCCUGCCUGCCAACCAUGCGCCUCAUUCUAGUCAGGAUCUGGCCUACCCUCUCCGGGUCAACCACAAGGCGCAGCGAUCAGUGGUAUCGGACUGGUAAGGGGUCGGACCACUUGGAGGCGACCGCCGACUCCCAUGCGCGAGCUUCACGACUCGGAGAACAACGAGCACGACACAAUGGCAGCAUCUCCCGGGUUGCCAUAGUCAAUGGAAGGCAUGAGGAGACAAGACCGACAGAGUUGAGUCAGAGGCCGGGGAUCAAGAUGCACAAAUCAUUUUCUGUGUAUUAUAGUGAGGGGAGUGAUAUUAGUUUAGUGUCAACUCCUGGUGUGGCAGCCGGGCAAAGGCCAAAGACUGGGCUCAGCUAG
This is a messenger RNA of Emericellopsis atlantica, 1359 nucleotides long. RefSeq lists its product as uncharacterized. NCBI's taxonomy places the organism in Eukaryota, Fungi, Ascomycota, Sordariomycetes, Hypocreales, Bionectriaceae. The record is from RefSeq and is a predicted model, not a curated record. Bases 1 to 1359 code for a protein of 452 amino acids. The transcript has 4 exons.